AGUAUGGGCCUCGUCCUCUUCAGUGUUGGUUUGUGUGUGUGAGAUGGAUCCCGAGAGUUGGUAGUAUCUUUACCUGUUUAAAAAAACGAAAAGGGCCAGUUUUUGUGAAUUUUUUCCCUCCCCUUUAGGAAAAAAAUUAUAAUUUACCUUUUGAUCCACUCCACAUACAACAGCAUUGAUGGUAAUGUAUGCAAGGAAACAACCGAGACUCAAUGAUGGGUGUCACGACAGGAGGGAAUCCCAACCCUAUCAGACUCUUAAAUAUCCAUCCAAGAGUCACACGAGCAGCAGUGAUCAUCGUCAUGACAAAACCAGAGAAUCAGGAGAUCCAUCACCACCCUGUAAAAUGCUACGACGUUCUAACAGCCCUGAAAAUAAACAUAGUGAUAGUACAGGACAUAAGAGUAAAACUGUGCACUCACAUCGAGCCAGAGAGCGAGACGGGACCAGCUAUUCUCCACAGGAGAAUUCACAUAAUAACAGUACCCACCAUAGCUCAAAUUCACAUUCUUCUAAUCCUAGUAACAAUCCAAGUAAAACUUCAGACGCACCUUUUGAACCAACUGAUGACUGGUCAGAGCACAUCAGCUCAUCAGGCAAAAAAUACUACUACAACUGCAGGACAGAAGUUUCUCAGUGGGAGAAACCCAAAGAGUGGAUUGAAAGGGAGCAGAGGCAAAAAGAAGCAAGUAAAGUUGGGGUUGUUAACAGCUUCCCAAGAGAUCGAGAUUACAGAAGGGAAACCUUGCAAGCAACUGCUGGCAGUGGGUUUACAAGUGGAAUGGAAGACAAGCAUUCCAGCGGUGCCAGUAGUAUGCUCUCCCAGAAUAUUUUGUCCCAGACAAACAGACACAAUGACAGAGACUACCGACUGCCCAGAACAGAGACUCCUGGUGGAGCUGCCCCAGUGCAGCACCCCGUCAAACCAGUGGUUCUCCCAACUUCAAACCCAAGCACUGUUCCUUCUAGUCCUUUUAGUCUACAGCCUGAGCAUCAGCCAAAGAAAUCCUUUGAUGCUAAUGGAGCAGCUACUGUACCGAAAGUGCCUACACCCACACCUUCCGUCCCCAUUCAGAAGACAGAGAAGAAAGAAACUGCUUCAGUGGACAAGUCAGCUACUCAGUCUUGUGCUACCCCUUCGUCGUCAUCCUCGGGAAUGACUCCUGCUUCUCAGACCCCAUCAGCCACCACGUCUACUGUCCCUGUUUCACCUAUUCCUCAGUCACCUAUUCCUCCUCUACUACAGGAUCCAAACCUCUUGAGGCAAUUACUUCCUGCUUUGCAAGCCACCUUGCAGCUUAACAAUGCUAAUGUGGAUAUGUCAAAAAUAAAUGAAGUCCUUACAGCUGCUGUCACGCAAGCUUCCUUACAGUCUAUGCUUCAUAAGCUCCUCACGGCUGGACCAUCAGCUUUAAGCAUCACUACUCUGCUUUCCCAAGCUGCACAGUUGUCUUCUCAGGCCCAGCAGUCUAAUCAGUCACCAAUGUCAUUGGCAUCAGAUGCAUCAUCCCCAAGGUCAUAUGUGUCUCCAAGGAUAAGUACGCCACAGACUAACACUGUUCCUCUUAAACCACUGAUGAGUACGCCUCCAGUGUCGUCUCAACCAAAGUCCAGUAUUUCAGUUGUGAAACAAGGACCAGCACAGCAGCAAGUAUCACAGCAAUCUGCAACUGCUGACAAACACGGGCAUGAGCCAGAAUCCCCUCGUAACGUUCAACGUUCAAGCAACCAGAGAAGUCCAUCACCAAGUCCAAAUCACAUUGCAAGUAACAGCGCAUCUUCAGUACCGUCAACAACAUCUGCACGUUCGUCGUGUUCAUUGACGCCGACACUAGCAGCGCACUUCAAUGAAACUCUUAUAAAACAUGUUCAAGGUUGGCCCGCUGAUCAUGCGGAAAAGCAACCAGUUUAUUCAGCCCGUCAUCAUUGGGACAUCCCUGUCAUCCCAUGGACCAAUCUGGUGAAUCUGUGCUGUACUGCUUCCAGUGCAUCUCGACUGAGAGAAGAAGCACACAACAUGGGAAGUAUUCACAUAUCUGAAAUUUGUACUGAGCUUAAAAAUUUAAGGUCAUUGGUUCGGGUAUGUGAAAUUCAAGCAACUUUGCGUGAGCAAAGGAUACUGUUUUUGAGACAACAAAUUAAAGAACUUGAAAAACUGAAGAAUCAAAAUUCCUUUAUGGUGUGAGGACUUGUGAAGAAAUUGCACAUGGUUUAAAGCCAGGGACUGUAAACGUUUGCCCAGUCUUAAACAAAAUUUGAGCUGCGUUUGAGAAGGCUUUGGACCGUGGGCUGGGCAAAGGGGUGGAUUGGGAGGGGAAUAAAGAAGGGUUCUGAUUCAGGGGAGAUAAGUGGUUGAUUUGUAAACCCUUGAAAUGUAGAUUUCUUGUAGAUGUAUCCUUCACGUUGUAAAUAUGUUUUGUAGAGUGAAGCCAUGGGAAGCCAUGUGUAUCAGAGCUUUGACAUCUGAACUAAUCAAUGCUGAGGUGGCUAAAUACCUAGCCUUUUACAUGUUAACUUGUCUGCAAACUAGCUUUGGUAAUUUUCAUCAUUCAGUGAUACGCAUUUCCUAGAAUCCUGGCACCAGCCAGUGUGAAUCACAGGCUGCAACAACUGGAACAGUUUGGUCAGUACACCAAUUAGCAUGGAGCACCUUCAGAUUCCACAGACCCAGUCAGGAGCAGCUCUGCAGACAGCUUUCUUCAUUGCAAGGCAAUUUCAGUUUUUUUUUCUUAAGACAUUGUGAUCGAGGCAUUUGGGUUCACCAACUUUUCAUUCCUCUGUACAGCAGUUUAUAAGUGAAGUACUGUUGUAUGGAAAAAAAACAGAUUGUUGCAGUAGGUAAAGUACAAAUUGAUUUCUUGUAUGCCUACCUAAUUGCUAUGUAUUUGCAUUUGUGCCCUGUUUUAAAACAAAAAAUGGCAGUGGGGAAAGAUUGAUACAGGGCAUGUGUGUAUUUAUUAAGCGGCAGAAGCCACUCAAAAAAUAGUGACAGAAGCCCAAUGUUAUUUGCUAACAUUGUUGACGAUGCAAGAAAGCCGGUCAGUCAUGCAAAGAUGUAUGUAAAUAUAAUAAACUUUUGUUGUUUAAA
Hemiscyllium ocellatum (epaulette shark) is the source of this 3088-nucleotide messenger RNA. It is a transcript of the gene waca, whose product is annotated as WW domain containing adaptor with coiled-coil a. NCBI's taxonomy places the organism in Eukaryota, Metazoa, Chordata, Chondrichthyes, Orectolobiformes, Hemiscylliidae. Gene Ontology annotation, biological process: regulation of autophagy; positive regulation of TORC1 signaling. Gene Ontology annotation, cellular component: nucleus. The transcript has 15 exons. Bases 179 to 2185 code for a protein of 668 amino acids. The record is from RefSeq and is a predicted model, not a curated record. Gene Ontology annotation, molecular function: chromatin binding; RNA polymerase II complex binding.